This is a messenger RNA of Oncorhynchus gorbuscha (pink salmon), 4992 nucleotides long. RefSeq names its product transmembrane protein 117-like. The record is from RefSeq and is a predicted model, not a curated record. Bases 476 to 2053 code for a protein of 525 amino acids. The transcript has 8 exons. Lineage: Eukaryota; Metazoa; Chordata; Actinopteri; Salmoniformes; Salmonidae. Gene Ontology annotation, biological process: intrinsic apoptotic signaling pathway in response to endoplasmic reticulum stress.
AGAUUUCGUAAGGAAAUAAAUAAGUAUCGCAUUAAGGAAAUCACCCUGCCACCAGUGGAAGCUCAAUGUGUUUGUUACAUUGCAACGCACUGAUGGUUUGCGCCCGUCGUUCGGAUAGAAGCAUAUAUCCACAGCGCGCCUCUCCAGCGUCAUCACCACAGACAGAGACCAGUGCUGACAAAGCAGCGCCUCGCUGCCCUGCCCCGCCGCUGCAUGGACAGCCAGCACAAUGGCAGAGGAUUUAGGGGGUGCCUCUGUUUUAGCAACAACAGGUCGCAUAGAUAAUCCCGCCACAGUCGAGCCAGCCGUGUUUACCCCUCUCGUAGUUACGACGAUUAGAGCGCCGCUGUCGGCUCGCAGGGCUUGAUGAGGAAGGAGAGAGAGCCGAGCGGGGCUUCUCGUCCUUACAAUACCGAUUGAGAGGGAAACGCAAAGCAGCGUGGAACGGGUGGACUGUGGCUUGGGGUCCUUCAAGAUGGAUAUAGAUCCCUGCUUCCGCUAUUAUUUCCAGCACCCAUGGUCCCGUCUGUUCGUGGCCUACCUCGUCACCUUCUGCAACUUCCUCAUCUUCGCCGAGGACCCUGUCUCCCACAGCCAGACGGAGGCUCACAUGAUCGUGGUGGGAAACUGCUUCUCCUUCAUAGUGAACAAGUACCCUGGCGGAGGAUGGAGCGUCCUGAAAGUCAUGUCGUGGCUGAUGGCCAUUGUCACCGGAAUGUUUGCCGGGAAGUUCAUAUUCCACCGCAGGCUCUUUGGUCGUUAUCUGCGUCUGAAAAUGUUCCGUGAGGAUCACGGCUCCUGGAUGACCAUGUUCUUCAGCACCAUCCUUUUCCUCUUCAUCUUCUCACACAUCUACAACCUGAUCCUCCUGAUGGCAGGAAGCAUGGGGCCUCACAUGGUGACAGAGUACAUGGGUAUCAGGAACGAGAGCUUCAUGAAGAUUGCAGCGGUGGGGACGUGGAUGGGGGACUUUGUGACUGCGUGGAUGGUCACUGACAUGAUGCUCCAGGACCAGCACUACCCAGACUGGGGCAAAGCUGCCAGAAGGUUCUGGAAACAAGGCAAUCACAGGAUAAUCCUCUUCUGGACGGUCCUGAUCACUCUGACGUCGGUGGUGUUGCUGGUCAUCAGUACUGACUGGAUCAGCUGGGACAACCUGAACCGCGGCUUUCUGCCUAGCGACGAGGUCUCCAGGGCCUUCCUGGCUUCCUUCAUCCUGGUCUUUGACCUGCUCAUUGUCAUGCAGGACUGGGAGUUCCCUCAGUUCAUGGGCGACCUUGAUAUGAACCUGCCUGGCAUGUCCACCACACAGCUCAAGUUCAAACUUCCUGUGUGCAAGAGCAUCUUCAAAGAGGAGUACCACAUUCAUAUCACAGGUAAGUGGUUCAACUACGGCAUCAUCUUCCUGGUGUUGAUCCUGGACCUGAACAUGUGGAAGAACCAGAUCUUCUACAAGCCCUACGAGUACGGCCAGUACGUUGGUCCAGGGGAGAAGAUCUUCACCGUGGAGGAACCCCACACCCUGGGUGACUUCAACCGCAGCACGCUCACCUACAAGUGGCGCUCCAGCCACGUGGACCCGCUGACCAACCGUUCGUAUGUCCAUCGGGACAUGUUCCUGCACAGCCGCUACGUGGGCGCCAGCCUGGACAUCAAGUGCCUGGCCUUCAUCCCCAGCCUGGCUGCCUUUGUUCUCUUUGGCUUCUUCAUCUGGCUGCUGGGACGUUUCCAGGACAGCGAGACCUUCCCGGAGAGCCAGGUGGACAAGACGUACGAGAGGAUUAAGAGGAAGUCUCCAUCGGAGUACAGUAAGGACAUGGGGGUCACGCCAGAGGAGGUGCACAUCUCUAUGAGCGAGACGCUCAAACGUUCCGGAACCCCCAUGCUGCUGUCAGUGGACGGGCACUUGGCUCCGCACACCGCUAGCUCCACCAACUCCAUCUCGCCUGUUUCCACGGAGACCCAGGAGACGCACCCCAGCAUAGUCAUUGACAGCGCGGAGACGGGAGAACCAGCGGUUUCCUUUGAAGUCAGUAAACUGUCACCACCCUGACCUUACUGCCCUUAGGGGAAAUACUGCCACUGUCUGCUGCUGACAGACACAUAGCCUGAAGGGAGGGCACGAGACCAGAGAGUAGAGACUAAGACCAAACUGAAAGACAAUUUCAGUCCAGAUCUUUUCAGUCUGGGUGGAUAUUGAACACAACACUGAGUGUUCCUACAGCAGAGGAUGUAGCUACACUGGCCUCUUGGGUUCUUCUGGACUAUUUGGUUUUGCGACCAGUCUUUUUGUAAGACCGUGUUUUUAAGAUCUCUAAGGUGACACCAACACAAUGACAAACAGGUUAUUUUGAACCUCCCUCACUGCAAAGUCAUAUUGUCAACAUGGUGCUAUCGCUUGAUUUGACGUUUUUCUAAUAGCACGGUGUAUUUUCUUAUCGUGACGCAUUUUGGUGCCUAUGUGGGAGAACUACUUCUACAGUCGAUCGUGACCUCGGGACUAUAAGGCUCUAUCGGCGCAAAGAAUAGUUCUGAGAUAUUGAGCAUGAAAGUUUUCACAUUCCAGAUCUCAGAACUGUUUUGUAGUGAAUUAUUCAUUCUUAAGGUCCUCACCUUAAAGGUACCUAAAUUGCAGAGUACCAAAAUCCUAAGAUAUUUGUAAAUCUUUUUUUUUGGGGGUGCAAACGCAGAUAGAACCUUAUGGUUCUGAGAUGUCAAUCUGGCUUCAGCCAUAAGAAUCUAUCUGCCACAGAAUGUUGCAAUUAUUUCAAUUUCAAAAGAAAAGUACAAUCAUGUAAGGAUUAAAUAACAUAACAUAACAUAUGCCAUUUAGCAGACGCUUUUAUCCAAAGCGACUUACAGUCAUGUGUGCAUACAUUCUACGUAUGGGUGGUCCCAGGGAUCGAACCCACUACCCUGGCGUUACAAGCGCCAUGCUCUACCAACUGAGCUACAGAAGGAGAAUACCCUUCUUUCCAAUCACAUCAUCAAAUAUAUGAAUUAAUGUUCAUCACACAUCUGAUAAACUGAUAGUUCACUAAAAUGCAAAUACAAUAUAUCCUAAUAGCAUCAUUGGUCUGGAUGAGUAAACAGACAUUUUUCUGGUCUCUGACACCCAAAGUCAUUAAACUACUUCCUAGUUAUCAAUCAAAUGUGUUACUGUACGUUAGUAAUUUUGGUAAAAUACUCCUUCCAUGGAGGUUUUUCGUAUUGAUAUAGAACAAGAUAUAAACAGCAAUGCCUCUCCAAGUGGCCUUAAACAUGGUCUAAGGCUCCUGCGUUUAUUUUUAUUUUUUUUUACCAUAAAGGGCUUAAGUGAUGGCCAUUCUUCUGUAAAAGUGAUGAAAAAAAUCUGUCAUUGCAAAAGAGGACCAGAAAAAAAAAGAGGACCGGGCUAUAAGGUUCUAUCUGCAAAAUGUAUGGUUUUGAGUAUUUUUCAAGUCCCAGAUUUCAAGACUGUUUUGUGAUGUCUUCCUCUUAAACAACAAUAGUUUUUGAUUGACAACCCAGUCUUGUGUGUUUGGAUUGCAGAUAGUACCUUACAGCGCCAAGUUCAAAGGUGCGCAGAUAAAACCUUCAGAUAUUCUUUCCAUGGUGAAUGGACUUUUUCCACAAUUCAGACAUAUUUUACAUGUGAAGGACCUAAAGUGCAACUCUUUUGUGAAUAAUUAGUUUAAAACCUUAUAGUCCCAAGGUCUCGCGAUGCAUGACACCCAAUUGUCAUGGCUAGUUUAUUGUAACACUGCAGUUUUACAGCUGAAGAGGUGGCCUUGAUAACCCACAUCCACUAAAGGACCCACGUCCAACAUAGAGUAUUAUAGCUUACAGUCUAUAGCUGCAGCAAAACAAAUGAUGUCUGAUAGUAUGUGUCUGUCUUGUUCAUUUUCAGUGUUUCACUUGAUUACGUUUACCUUUUCAGACUUCAUGACUGAUUUAUCAAUUCAUUUGUCAUCCUUGAUAAUUCUCACAUAUCCCGUCUUCAUGCGUUUAUUUUCUUGUAGUCAUAGAAAUGACUGGAUUGCUAAGCCUCAUGAUGAUGAUGAUAAUAAUGCUAUCAUGAUGACCUAUUUAUUUUCUGGAUGUAAGAUAACUCCUAGGCAUCAUCUAUUUUCAAAUAACAAACAAAAGUCACCUCAUGGUCGCUUAUCUAUCUGGUAAUUACACUCAAACAAAUGCAAAUGAAUGAAAGGUCAUUGGCCCUUGGCCUGGUAAAUGUGCUUUUGUUAUACAAGGGGGGAGAAGUUCACCACAUCUAACUGCUGCACCUAAUUGCUGCACCCAUAUCAUAUACCCCAGCAGUAUACUGUAUGUACCACAAUUACGACCCUGGUCAAAGCCAGUAUUGGGGUCUUGGUUUGGUUUGAGAAGGACACAUGGAUACCUAUUUACUUUCAGCUGACAAGCAAAAGAUAGUGGGAGAUUUUCUGAGUUGUGAAAGUUGUUAUAUCACAUACGUUAGGUGUGUGACUACUGUAUACCAAUGCUCUGUUAUUGAAGUGUUUUCUAACAAUGCCUUUGUGUGUGUGUGUGUGUGUGUGUGGUGUGUGUGUGUGUCAGAGAGGGUAAGGAUGGCCAAUUCUGUGAAGAGGUCAAUGUAGUCAACAUAAGUGGUGUAUGACCCUUGGUUCAGUGAUCCCCCUCUACACUUUACAGAUCAAAGUCCUCCAUUACAGCUCAACUUAUUUCAUUUUGGAGAUAUGGCUGUGCAACAGGCAACACAUUGCUAAGUGUAUGGGGCAAUGGCUAAAUGAGUGUGUUUAUCUCACUUUAAGUAAUCUAGUGAUAUAUUUGUAAUGUAUUGUGCUUCGGGUGAAACUGAAUGUUCCCCCUGCUGUUAUACAUGGUAUUGUAUUGCAUAACUGACAGAUAGUUUGCAUCCUUGUGUGUGUGGUUGUGUGUUUUUUAAUAAACAAAUGAUAUCUCUUUUUAACAUGUUGGCUACAAUAAAUGUCCGUUGAAUAAUGCUAUCAAUAAAAUGAAUACAUUUUGCUA